AUAAAAGGGUCAGUCCUCCCUGAGGCCCCUUUGUGAAACAUGAAGCAAUGAAUUUCUUGUUGGUUGGAAACAUUACCAGUUUCUGAGUGAUACUUGGUGAAUUUUGAAGAUCUCCCCUCUAUGGUGCAAUCUUAAGCAGCGCUAUAUCCUUAUAAACCAAUUUACUUCAAAUGUAUUAGAGGUCUAUUUCUUGGAUCAUCAGUACGCAAAUUGAAGAUGCUUCUGAUUUUGUUUCUCAUUGUUCUUGGGACACAGACUUCUAUAGCACAGAAACCUGCCCCUGAGUCUACAGAUGUAGUCCUUUUGAUUGACAGCUCAAAUGCUCUUGGCAAAAAGUCUUUCCCUUCUGUGAAAUCGUUUGUUAACAGAGUAAUCAGCAGUCUUCCAGUAGGUCCGAACAAAUAUCGCAUUGCACUUGUGCAGUACAGUGAUGAUGUGCACGUCGAAUUCCAGCUGGAUGAUUUUAAAGGCAAACCCCCAAUGUUAAACCAUCUUAAAAAGAGUGUUUCAUACAGGGGUGGGUCUUUAAAAACAGGAAAUGCCAUACAAAAGGUCCAUGAAACAUUUUUCAAAGUCCCAAGGAGAGACAGAAACCAAAUUGUUGUGGUCACAACUUCAGGUCCUUCAGAAGAUGAUGUGAAGAGACCUGCAAAAAGGCUUCAGGAUGAUGGGAUAAAAAUAAUAGCUUUAGGAAUGCAGGCUGCAUCUGUUCAGGAACUUCGAUCAGUGGCUACACAGCAUUUCUUUUAUAACCUUCCUACACCAAGAGAUUUUGCAACAUUUUCUCAAAAUAUGUCGACAGUUAUUGGAGAAGCCAUACAACUGGAUGAUUCAGUGGUCGUCUCAACGCCUAGUCCACCAAGGAUAACUAGUCCACCAAGGAUACCUAGUCCACCAAGGAUACCUAGUCCACCAAGUAUAAAUGUUAGCGUAGCACCCCCACCAGAGUGUCUACAUGAUUCAGUUGCAGACAUUGUAUUUGUGGUGGAUGAAGGCGUUUCAGUUGAAAACUCCCGCUACAUUGAAUCAUUCUUGAGUGACACAAUAAACUCUCUUGAUGUGAAGAAAGGAUGUAUACAAACUGGUUUAGUGACCUACAGCACUGAGUCACAAAUAAUAUCAUUGCUAAAGAAUGAAACAGUCAAAACUGAUGGUCUAUGGGACCUUCACAGAUCUUCAGGGAAAUCUAACUUGGGUGCUGCCAUUAAUUUUACCAGGAAAAGAGUUUUUGAUAAGCAUGCUGGAAGCAGAAAGACUCAAGGAGUGGAACAAAUUGCCACUAUAAUCACCCACAGACCUGCAGACGACCUCUUAAGUGAUGCAGCGACUCUCCUUAGACAAGCUGGUGUGACAGUGUUUGCCAUAGGUGUCGAAGGAGCUAAUGCGACCCAGUUAACUGAGAUAGCAUCAUAUCCACCUGAACGAAAUGUUUUAAAACUUGCCAGAUUUUCUGACCUGCCAAAUCAGGCCACGACUUUCAAAAAGAAACUCUUCAAUCAAAUACAGGACACACUUUAUGUUCAAUCUGAAAGAAGAUUACUGCUCAAAACAGGAUGUAUUGACACAGAAGAGGCUGAUAUUUACUUCCUUGUUGAUGGCUCUUCAAGCAUUGGCUGGUUAGAGUUUGAUCAAAUGAAAACGUUUUUGAAGGAAGUAACUAAGCAGUUUAACGUUGGACCAAAUCACGUUCGAUUUGGAGUUGUGCAAUAUUCACAUGCUUCUAGUAUUAAAUUGCACUUUGAACUUGAUGAGUACACUAAGACAAACACAUUAGAAAGAGCUAUUAAUAAUAUCAACCAGUUAACAGGAGAUACAUACACCGGAGAAGCUUUAAAAUUCAUGCAGCCUUUGUUUGAAAAGGCAAGGCAACAACGUGGAAACAAAGUGCCCUGCUAUCUCAUUGUGUUGACAGAUGGGGAGGCCCAUGAUAAUGUGAAGAUACCUGCUGAGAAACUGAGGAAUGCAAAGGUGAACAUCUACGCCAUUGGUGUAAGACAGUAUAAUAUAACACAACUGCAUGAGAUUGCAGGCUCAAGGGUUUACUCUGUGCAACAAUUUGACUCCUUGAAAUUUAUACAAGAUGAGAUUGUCCGAGAUGUAUGUUCUCAAGAAGCCUGUAAGGAAAUGAAAGCUGACAUCAUGUUCCUAGUGGACAGCUCCGGUAGCAUUGGCACUGAGAAUUUUAAUAAAAUGAAGAACUUUAUGAGUGACCUGGUAAACAAAUCUGACAUCGGCUUAGACCAAGUUCGCAUUGGCGUUGUUCAGUUCAGUGGCAGUGCUAAAGAAGAAUUUCCACUAAACAAAUAUUCGGCAAAAAGUGACAUAAUUGAAGCGAUUAGAAGGAUGGUACCCAUCGAAGAGAACACACUCACUGGAAAAGCACUGGAAUUUGUGGCUGAAUAUUUCAAUUCAUCCAAAGGGUCACGCUCCUCCGUGAACAAAAUUCUCAUCUUGCUCACAGAUGGGGAAGCACAGGAUGAAGUAGCAGCUCCAGCUAUGUCCCUGAGAAAGGAUGGUAUCACUAUCUAUUCAGUUGGGGUGUUUAAUGCCAAUAAAACACAGCUUGAAGAGAUAAGUGGGAAACUUGAGCUGGUGUUUUAUGUAGAAAACUUUGAUAUUCUUGAGAAGAUAGAAGGCGACAUCAUUUUUGGCAUAUGUAAUCCCCUUGAGGAUGGAAUUCCAGAGUGCAAAAGGAUAGACCGUUUAGAUGUUGUAUUUGUAAUAGACAGUUCUGGCAGCAUAGGGGACACAAACUAUGACCUCAUGAAAGACUUCAUGAUUGGCUUGGUCAAUAAAUCUGAUGUUGGCAGUGAUCGUGUUCAGUUCGGAGCUCUGAAGUAUUCUGAUGAUCCACGUACACUUUUUUACCUUAAUACCUACAAUAAGAAAGCAGAUGUCAUUUCAGCUAUCCGAAGUGACACACUUUUGGGCCAAACUACAUACACAGCUAAAGCUCUUAGACACUCAGAAUUGUUGUUCACUGAGGCCCAUGGAAGUCGCCACUACAGGAAUGUUCCUCAGGUUCUUAUUGUGAUUACUGAUGGUGAAUCACAUGAUGCAGUGGAACUUGAUGAAGUGUCUAAAAAACUCAGGGCUCGUGGCAUUGAGAUAUAUGCCAUUGGGAUAGAAGGUGCAAAGCCAGAUGAGCUUCAGACCAUGGCAGGAUCAAACAAAUCUUACUACUAUGUGGAACAGUUUGCGGGAUUACAAAACAUAUCCACAGAGUUAUCAGAUGAGCUGUGUGAUGAUUCAAAGCCAGAAUGUGAAAUCUACGCUGAUCUUGUUUUCUUGAUUGAUGGUUCCAACAGUAUACGAGUGAAUGAUUUUGAGACAAUGAAAGACUUCUUGAAGAAACUGCUUGAUCAGAUUAAUUAUAAUAACAAAAUGCAAAUUGGCAUGGCCCAAUUCAGUGUAUUUUACCAAGAAGAAUUUCCUUUGAGUAGUAACUAUAGCAAAUCAGAGGUGCAAGACAAAAUCUCUAAAGUCUCAAAGAUGACAGGUAACAAAACUAACAUCGGAGAAGCUCUCAAAAAAGUGAAGGCCUUCUUCAGUCCACCAAGACGCAGAGUGAUUAGAGAUAUUCAGCCAAAAUUGCUGGUAAUCACUGAUGGACGCUCAUAUGACCGGGUCGCUCAACCAGCUGAGGAUCUGAGAAAGGAGGGUGUGGAGAUAUAUGCAAUAGGAGUAGGGAAUGUAAAAGAUACAGAACUUCUACAGAUAGCUGGAUCCCCAGAGAGGAAAUACAGAAUUGCUAAUUUCAGUGGGCUGUCAAACCUCAAAAAACGUGUUACUAACGAAAUGUGUAAUGGUGGAGUUAAAGCAGCAUGUUUUGUGGAUAUCGUUAUUGGAUUUGACAUUUCAUCUCAAAAGCUGGGUGAUCAUUUAUUCCAUGGACAGUCCCUGUUGGAAACCCACCUGCCUAAGAUUUUAGAAUAUUUGACAUCUGUAAGCACUGUGAGUUGCGGUACAGGAACAAAGACACAGUUCAGCGUGGCUAUUUCUAAGGAAAACAUGAACUCAACUUCCUCAUCAGACCUCCAAGUUGAUCCUACAAAAAUCAUGGAGGAACUCAGAAAAGUUACAGUCAACAAACCAUCUUAUCUAAAUGUUCCAUUCUUGAACACACUUUGGAAUACAUUUGGCAAUCUACCUCGUAAUGAAAAACGAAGCCAGGUGUUACUUCUUUUCUCUGACGGUUUGGAUGCGGAUGUAAAAUUGCUCAAAGAAAGAUCUGAAGAAUUUAGAAAAAAAGGACUUGAUGGACUGAUAACAGUUACUCUGGAAGGAGCUAGCAACUAUCAUAAUUUACAAUACAUUGAGUUUGGAAAAGGAUUUGGAUAUCAUAAUCAUUUGACCAUUAGCUUGCAAAAUAUUGCCCAAAGCUUAUUUGGGUAUAUGAGCCAAAUUGCUGAGAGAACAUGCUGCUGUGUAUUUUGUACCUGCAUGGGUGAAGAAGGCCUCGCUGGGCAGAGAAGCAUUCCAGGGACAAAGGGACCUACUGGUGCUAAUGGAAUUCCAGGAUACAUAGGAGAUGAUGGAGAGCCAGGUCCCAGUGGGCUACCUGGACCAUAUGGACGGCAGGGUUAUACUGGGUGCCAAGGUGAUCAAGGAGCAAAAGGGCAACGAGGAUGGAGUGGGAAAAAGGGAGACAAUGGGAUUUAUGGAAUUGAUGGAAUUAAUGGAGAAGAGGGAUCACAAGGACUGCCAGGACCAAAAGGAGAAAAGGGAGACCCUGGCCAGCCGGGCAAUCCAGGAUCAAGAGGACUUCCUGGUGAACCUGGUUCGAAAGGCUUUCAAGGAGAUCCCGGUAAUCCUGGAGUAGACAGCAUCAUUAAAGGAGCAGUUGGCCCCAAUGGGUUACGUGGGAGCAAGGGUGAAAGAGGACCAAAUGGUUCAGCAGGCUCUGCGGGAUCUAAAGGCAACACGGGAGCGGAGGGACAAAGAGGAGUUCCGGGGCCAAUGGGGGUGAGAGGACAACCUGGACCAGGUGGUUUGCCAGGCGAACCAGGAUUUCAAGGCCCACAGGGUGAAGCUGGUAUUCCUGGUGUGAGUGGAGAGAAAGGAACUUCAGGGAAUAAAGGUCUUCAGGGAAGCUUUGGAGUAGCUGGUCCUAAAGGUGAUCAAGGAAAACCUGGAAUCAAAGGAAAUAAAGGAGAAAAUGGGGAUCCUGGAGAGAAAGGAGAAAGAGGUCUCCGUGGUCAGCGGGGAACAAAGGGAGAAGCAGGAACUGCUGGUUAUGGCAAACGUGGAAGAAAAGGAUCAAAGGGUCAAGAAGGAUUCCCUGGAGACACUGGAAUUCAGGGUGAAAUUGGAGUCACUGGCAUUCCUGGGGAACCUGGUCCAAAAGGGCAUAGAGGAAAAAUGGGUCCUGUGGGGGAAACAGGUGUCAGAGGUACUCGAGGAGAACGAGGUUAUCCAGGACGUCCGGGUGCGAAAGGAACAAAGGGACUGGCUUCAUUUUCACCCUGUGAACUCAUUGAGUAUGUUCGUGAACGCAGCCCUUGCUGGAAAGGAGCCCAGGCAUGUCCAGUCUAUCCCACUGAAUUAGUGUUUGCCUUGGAUGUAUCCCAAGAUACCACUCCCGCAACAUUUGAACGAAUGAGAGAGGUCAUCACUGCAAUUGUAAACAGCACCAGAACCCGAGAAAGCAAUUGCCCUGUGGGAGCCAGAGUAGCUGUUGUGUCCUACAACUCCAAUACGCACCAUCUAAUCCGCUUCUCAGAUUUCAAGAACAAGAAAUCGUUGCUCCAAGAGCUCAAGAGCCUUUCCUACCAGAGAUCUUCAAGUGGACGGGACAUUGGUGGAUCAAUGAGAUAUGUUGCCAGGCAUGUUUUCAAGAGAACUCUCCAGAGUCCUAACAUGAGAAAAGUUGCUGUGUUCUUCAGCAAUGGCCAAUCUACGGAUACAGUUUCAAUCAGCACAGCAGUCCUAGAAUUUAGGGCGUUAGAUAUUCUUCCAGUGGUCAUCGCUUUUAAAAACGUCCCUGAGGUCAACCGUGCCUUUUCGAUGGAUGACUCGGGACUGUUUCAAGUCAUUAAUAUUCGUCAGGAAAGAGAUUAUACAACAGCUUUGCAAAGAUUCCAGUGGUGCAUACUUUGCUAUGACAAAUGCAAGGUGAACGCAUCUUGCCUACGUGAUGAAACCUCACCUCCCGCUUAUGUAGACGCUGCUUUCAUUUUGGAAAGCUCAAGGAAAGUAAGCCCUCUUGAAUUUGCAAAGCUGAAGGAUUUCCUAAGCCUCUCCAUUGACAACUUUGAUGUUUCUGCUCAACCAGAGAGCACUUCAGUAGGUGACAGGCUGGCUGUGGUGAGCCAUGCUCCACCAGAUUUCAGGCCUCAAACACAGAAGAAUCCAGUUAAGGCUGAAUUUGACUUUGUAACCUUUGGCAGUAAAAAGCAAAUGAAAAGGCAUAUCCAAGAGUCUAUCCAGCAGCUGAAUGGAGCAGCUGCUCUUGGCCAUGCUAUACAGUGGACCAUUACCAAUGUCUUCACAGGAGCACCCAACCAGAGGAAACACAGAGCUAUCUUUGUGAUAUCUGUUGGGGAAACAAGUCGAUGGGACAAGGAGGUGUUGAAAGAUGCAGCCCUGAGAGCCAAAUGCCAAGGCUAUGCUCUAUUUGUGCUCUCAUUGGGGCAUGAGUACAAUGUAGAACUUGAGGAACUGGUCAGCAGCCCCACGGAGCAUCAUCUGGUACAGCUUGGGAGAUGUCACAAGGCUGAACUUGGAUAUGCAGUGAAGUUUCUGAAGCCAUUUGUACGACUCCUCCGAAAUGAAAUCAACAGCUAUCCACCAGCACAGCUUAAGAGAAAAUGUUCAGACAUCAACACCCAGAAGCCUAUAGAGGUUCCUCUGCAGUCCAGAUACAGCAUAGCAAAGGAUGAAACUGUGUCCAGGAGAGCUCAGAGACUAGAGACGGAAUCUGAAGUUUGGGAACAUUUGUCUGGUGAUUCAGUAUCCCAUGAACAUUUAAUCAGCAGCGAACAGCAGACCAUUGUAUUUGGAAAUUAGCAACAUGUUCAAAACUGGAAGUUAAGCUGAGGAAAGACAUUUCUGCAAGGCCUUGUUAAGAACUUUGCUCUUCUUUACCCUCAUGGUUGCCUGUACCUCUGAAACGAUCAUUUGCUCAGGAACCAAGAUGCCAAACAUCGCCAUGUUUGAACAGCAAAAGACUUUUUUAAAACCUUGGAAGUACUAAAGAGCCUUUUGGACAUCCCAGUUUAGGACGACGAAUGAAGUGUGCUUUGAAGCAAGAUAGUUGUCCUUGAACACUCAAGAUACAACUCAGCUGUUGGUUGGCCUGAUACCCUUUAAAUAUUAAUAGCAGAACCAUGUGAAGAAUGUUUGUAUGGAUUCAUCCCGUAGGACUCAUUUAAGGCUGAAAAGUCCACAAUCACAUCCUUCUUACAAAUUAACAUUUAAAUCCAGUAGCGCCUAAACACCAGCACUAAACACUAAACAUAUACCCAGGCACAAACUUUUGUCAGUCAGAACUUUCUUGGUCAGAUACCUUCAGGUGCUAUUGGACUCGAAUUAUGUUUUACUGCUGCAGAUUUAGGGCUACCCUUUCCUACAGAUUUUGUUGUCUCUCAUGGAAGUCAGUGCUGCAACAGGGAGAGGGUUCCAUGAGAAAGGCUUAUAGGGCAAUCCUGCCCAAAGGAAUGCAGAACUUGGAAGUGCCUUGGGAUGGGGCCCCAGAAAAAUGCAUCACCUUAUGUUCCAGUAGUGCAUAAAGGAUACUGUGAAAGAUAUGGGGUACAAGCCACUCUUCCGGUGGUGCAAUAUAUGUCAAAUUUUUGCACAUCCUUUUGCAGGCUCCUGUGUUCUGUGUGGCAAUACACUAUGUGCAAACACACGGAAACACACUAGAGCUGACAUUUUCAUGCUCUGUUAAAGGAUGUACAGUUAGAUCACUGAUAGCUUUUCAGUAUAACUUUAAAAGGUGCUACAUAACUCAAACUUGUUUAAUUCAAUGCUACAAGUAGGCUGUGAAAAAAUCUGCUAGUGUAUUCAGGGCAGCUGAAGCCGCAGUGCACAGUAUGAUUCAGUGGGACAGACCUCUGUUGGUUGUAAGCUUUAAUGUCAUUACGGAUGUCUGCUCAGCCCUAUAAUCACAUGAACUUUUAAACAAAGCUUUUGAUUUCUUAGUAGACUUUUAAAACAGUCUUGGUGGCUGAGUUUUAGUUCUGUUGCAGAGUGCUGGAACACUACGCCGGUAUUAAACAACCAAAUGUACAAUAGUUCAGUUAGAUAAGGCAUAAACAAUAAUGUUGCUAAUUGCUUUUCUGUGUUUAGAAAAUACUACAUAGCCAGCCUCUGAAUGUCUUGCCUUGAAAACCACCUCUGAAUGUCUUGCCUUGAAAACCCUCCAUCUGGACAGUUGUUUGAGUCCAGCUGCAUACAUGCAUGGGUCUCAAUAUCAUUUCUUUGCAAUUAGUUUACCCCCACCCCACUUCAUAAACAUGUUUCUUCAAAUACAUACAUUUUCACCUCUGUUUGCAUAGGAAUGCUGUCUUAGUUUUAGGAACCUGGGUUGCUGUUCUGAACAUUAUACUGAUAAUAAUGUUUUCACACAUUUGGAGUUUUUAAAUUCAAUUCAAUUAAUUUUGAACAUUACUGUCUCUGAUUAUAGAAAAUAUGCAAACCAAUUUCUGCUGUAUGGAACAGCAUACUUAUUUUCUUCCUUGUGUUUUCAAAAGAGGAAUAAAACACAACUUGCACAGAGGCUGGUUUUAAUGUCAUUUUUGUUUAAAACAAAAAGAAAGGUACUAAUGGAAGCAUUUCAAAAAAAUGAACACAGAAAGAAGGCUCAAAUAAUUGGAUUAUAUGGGGAAGA
Messenger RNA from Sphaerodactylus townsendi, 8833 nucleotides. RefSeq names its product collagen alpha-6(VI) chain-like. Gene Ontology annotation, molecular function: extracellular matrix structural constituent conferring tensile strength. The record is from RefSeq and is a predicted model, not a curated record. Gene Ontology annotation, biological process: extracellular matrix organization. The transcript is spliced from 39 exons. Lineage: Eukaryota; Metazoa; Chordata; Lepidosauria; Squamata; Sphaerodactylidae. Bases 217 to 7008 code for a protein of 2263 amino acids.